AUGGGCUGGAAACCGCUUUCAGAUCUGGCACCCCCGGGCCUGGUGUACACAGACAAGAUGGCGGCCUCUGUGGAAGACGAGUUUGAAGAUGCACCUGAUGUGGAGCCGCUGGAACCAACGUUGAAAAACAUAAUCGAACAGAAAUCUCUGAAGUGGAUCUUUGUGGGAGGCAAAGGCGGAGUCGGUAAAACUACGUGUAGUUGUAGUUUAGCGGUCCAGCUGGCUGCAGUGAGGGAAAGUGUCCUCAUCAUCUCCACAGAUCCAGCCCACAACAUUUCUGAUGCCUUUGACCAGAAGUUUUCUAAAGUACCCACCAAAGUCAAGGGCUAUGAAAACCUUUUUGCAAUGGAGAUUGAUCCGAGUCUGGGAGUGGCGGAGCUGCCAGAUGAGUUCUUUGAGGAGGACAACAUGCUCAGUAUGGGCAAGAAGAUGAUGCAGGAGGCCAUGAGUGCUUUUCCUGGCAUCGACGAGGCCAUGAGUUAUGCUGAGGUGAUGAGAUUAGUGAAGGGAAUGAACUUUUCCGUGGUUGUUUUUGACACAGCACCGACUGGCCACACACUUCGGCUUCUUAACUUUCCCACCAUCGUAGAACGAGGUCUGGGCCGCCUCAUGCAGAUCAAAAACCAGAUCAGCCCUUUUAUCUCUCAGAUGUGCAACAUGCUUGGUUUGGGCGACAUGAAUGCAGACCAGCUCGCCUCAAAGCUUGAAGAAACCCUCCCCGUCAUUCGCUCAGUCAGUGAGCAGUUCAAGGACCCCGAACAGACCACAUUCAUCUGCGUGUGCAUUGCUGAGUUCCUGUCGCUCUAUGAGACCGAGCGGCUGAUCCAGGAGCUGGCAAAGUGCCGCAUCGACACUCACAACAUCAUCGUAAACCAGCUCGUUUUCCCCGACGCCGAGAGGCCCUGCAAGAUGUGUGAAGCCCGCCACAAAAUCCAGUCCAAGUACUUAGAUCAGAUGGAGGAUCUCUAUGAGGACUUCCACAUAGUCAAGUUACCUCUGCUGCCGCACGAAGUCCGCGGCGCAGACAAGGUCAACACUUUCUCAAAGCAACUUCUGGAGCCGUACAAGCCACCAAACAAGUGA
Knipowitschia caucasica is the source of this 1083-nucleotide messenger RNA. The record is from the annotation of a GenBank genome assembly. NCBI's taxonomy places the organism in Eukaryota, Metazoa, Chordata, Actinopteri, Gobiiformes, Gobiidae.